AGGACAAACACAGAUAUUAUUAUAGCUCCAGCCAACUCUCCUCUCCAAUAUCCAAUGACAAGUUUCAAGGUAGCUCCUCUGAGGAAAAGUUUGAUACCAGGUCUUGCUCUUCAAACACAAGGGAGAGGUAUAACAUCAAACAAGAGGGAGGUGUACAAGGUGUCUUUGAGUGUGAAUAAAGGAGUUCUCUCAGUGGAGGAUCUUCUGGAUGGAGAUCAGGUGGAGGGACAGGGUCGGAGUAAUCUGACCAUCUCAUCCAGCAACCUCACACAACUCAACGAUCUGCUCUCCAGAGUGACCUACACCAGCACCAUCUACCACAUCAAGACUAAAGAUCUGGUUUAUUUCAAUUUUGAGGAUCACAAAGCCAUAUUUCCAAUUAUAAUUAGGAGACCAUCAAUUCCUGUUUUGUAUGACCCAGGAAAAGAUAUCAACUCACAGGUGACCAUAAUAACCAAGACCUUUCUGAGGUAUAAGGAACUGAACGUCCUCAUCCAGAGUAUCAGGAAAUUUUACCCAAAGAUCAAGAUCAUUAUUGCGGAUGACAGCCUAAAGCCUGAACAUGUGUCUGGAAACAACAUUGAGCACUACAUCAUGCCUCCUGCACAGGUAAACACGUAA
Messenger RNA from Onychostoma macrolepis, 621 nucleotides. Its product is annotated as beta-1,4 N-acetylgalactosaminyltransferase 1-like. Gene Ontology annotation, biological process: UDP-N-acetylglucosamine metabolic process; UDP-N-acetylgalactosamine metabolic process. The transcript has 5 exons. Lineage: Eukaryota; Metazoa; Chordata; Actinopteri; Cypriniformes; Cyprinidae. The coding region runs from base 55 to 621 and encodes 188 amino acids. The record is from RefSeq and is a predicted model, not a curated record.